AAAUUUUCAAAAAUAAUAAACAAAGAUAAAGUUCAGGUUGCGGUCACAGAAUUCAUAAGUCGCGCUUCAGCUAUUAUAAAAGGUAAGGUUGCUUUGCUUGUCUUCAAAGUCCCUAUAUUCGGGGAAAAUGUAGGGACUUUGCUUGUCAAUUUGAAGUUUAAAAUGGAAAAAAUAAAUCACACACGCUUGUCUCACAUCUUUAUCUAUUAUCAAAAUACAUUACAUACGCUUCAUUACAAAAAUAUAAUAUUUAAAAUAGCGCCAAAUAAAAUUAUGCCCAUUCCCUUUUCUCACAUUUCUUGCAGUCAUCACUGAUGAAAGUGUACGAACCCGUGAAGUUGGAGACACAUUCAAAGCAAAUGUAACAUUAUAACCAGAGCUGCAAUUUGUAGUUGUCACUCUUAAAAUCUUUAGCAGGUUUUUUAGCUUCGGUUCCGCUUUUUUUAAGUACACUAUUUAAUUGUUAAAUUUUAUUUUUUUUGAAGAAAGUACUUCGGUUUUGGAUUUUUGCGAUGUUAAGUUGGGGAUUUUCAUUCAGUCACGUUGUCGAUUCUCACUGCGCAAGCGCUCAAAAUAACCGCAGUUAUUUGAAAUAGACACAAUAAUGCACUAAUAAAAUACACAUACUUUUUUUAAGGUGUCAUUUAAUAAAUUUGUAGUGGAUGUGUCCGCAACAUAUUUUCUUUUUGAUCCACUUGUACAUUUUUCGUCGUUUGGAACCAAAUUGAUACUUUUAGUUUCACCACGAGAGGGAGCAACUGACCCACGCGCCACUGACGUCCGUGUUAUCCAUCCUUUUAAAUCAAACGUCAACGAAUAUGUCGUUAUAUGUGUUGUGUUCGGGUUUUUCAAUCCAGUUAAUUUUUUGUGUUUAGAACCUAAUCAAAUGACCAAGUUGAUGUUGAUAAUGUUAUUAGUAAGUGUACUGAAGCCGAGGAAAGUUGUCGAAGUAGUUCUUAAUCUUCCUAGCAAGCAAUAAAGCAACCUAACCUAUAACUUUUUGCUUUUUCACUCAAAAAAAUGAAACAUCGUGCUUUAAAUGCGCGUUUAUUAGUUCAGUGGAUAGAAAUAGUUGGAAUGUGGAGUUUAAUACGCUGAUUAAUGUAGCAUGGCUUCGAGUGAUAAGUGGGCUUGCGUUGAUAACGCUGAAGAGGAACUGAAUUAUGAGUAUAGCGAUGACGACGACGACAACGAGGUACCAGAGUCCCGAAGUUCUUCACCAGAUUUUCAUUUAUCAAAAGCAAAUUACUAUAACUUUUCUGAUGAUGACUUUUUCCCACUAAAAAAACUUGACAGAGAAUUUCGACUGCGUGAACGUGUUCAACCUAAGCCACAUUUUAAAAGACGCUGGAGGCAUCUUAAUUGCAUUACGGGCAAUUUGAGGCGCUGGCGAAUUCGAUCUUAUGAUCACCUUUUUAAUUUACACAAAUUCAACAGAAAGCAGAUGUCACAAAAUCGAGUAUUCACACGCAUUAGUAAAGAUGAAACAAAAGAAAUAGAACAAUUUGCAGAGAUUGCAGUAAUAGUCAACAAUGAUUUAUAUCAAGUUUCCACAGUGACAGAUUUAUAUAACUCUGCUUCACCUGGCUGUUCAAAGUUAAUUUUGGGUGUAGCACAUAAGAGCCAUAGCAAUAACAGAGAUUUUUUGUAAUUGGAUUAAUUAAUUUAUUUAUUUUCUAGUUAGUAAUCUUUCUUUUUAUUUCUUAUAGAUUUGGUUAUACUGUGAUACUUAUAUAAGUAUCUCUUUGUUGUUAUUAAUUUGUUAAAAACAAUUACAUUUUCAUAGAUUAAUUAUAAUUUUAAUUUUAAGAUUCCAUCCAAAUGGAAUAAUAAAACGAUUAAUUAAAGAAGGUGCUAAAAGCAGUUUUCUGCAAACAGGUUUUUAUUUCACCAAACAAAAAGCAGAUAUGUAGCAAUCUUCAAAAUUUUUUGGUUACUUACUAAAUAAAAAAAGCUAAAAAGUCUCCCGUUUUAUUUAUAUCGCAAAAAAUACAUUUGUAGCCAACUUCUUCUAGCACAAAGCUCGCGUAUUUUGAUUAGUGAUGAAAAUAAUUUUGGUUACAAUUUUUGUUUAGUGAAGUAUUGAAAAUUUGCAGCUAACAAUUUUUUUAUCAACGAUUUGUCAAAUUUACAUCACUAAUUUAAUAUGAUAAAAAAAGUUGAUUAGUGUAAGUUGUGAAAAACAACUGACUUAGUGCAAUGUACGUGCACAAUGGUUAAUUAGGUCAUUAUUGUCACCAAUUUGGUGCUUGGAAACACGGGAGAACGAAGUUGCUUAAAAAAAGAUCAACUUCGCUGUCAAAAUUUGCUCAACGGUAUUGGCGCCAAAAUUUUGAAAAUACUGUUUCCUAAUUGGCUAGUUAAACACAUUAAAUUAGUAGAAAGCAAUAGAGGAUGGUUUUUAUAAAAUUUAAACUAACUCUUUUUGAUCUCUUAGCAAGUUUUUAAAAACUAUGUAUAUAUCUGAUCUGAAUUCCGUACGCGCUCUUUUAAUACUUGGGAUACGCAUAUACGAUGAAAGCUAAGUUAAAUGUCAAGUUGAAACGAGUCUAUCGGUGCUAGUUUACACCGAUGUGUCAUUUUUAAAACAUUUUGUUUCUGCUUUAAGCUCAUUCAUGAUAAAGUACAUUUCAACUUAGAGUGAAAUUUUAAUGUAUACUUCCAUUAUGCUCUGCUCGUGUAGCAAAUCUGUGAUACCAAAAAUAGUACAGUAGCAAAUCUGUGAUAUCAGAAAAUAGUACAGGUAAUUCUACUUGUCAUUAAACUUGGUUUUUGUCGUAUAUGGUUUCGUUUGUUGUAGCCGUGUUUGCUACAUAAUUUCGUUUCCUUCUCUCUAGUUCCCAUGAUUAGUGUUUGUCUUUGUUUCAACAUCACUUUCUUUUUAUAAUAGAACUGUGCCAUAAUUUGCUGUAAAGUCGGUUCGUUUGAAGGCAUCCGAAAUUCGUUGCACGCCUUUUGUGUCAGAUUUGUUUCUACCGAAGUCAGUACAAUCAAGAAAAUUCAUACCAGGAAUAUAAAUGUAAGCGUGCCGUCUCUUCACGCGAGCUAAGCGAGCACACUAGUGUGAAAACAUCACUAAUAUUUGUUUUUGUGGAUUUUAUAAAGGCAUUUCAGUGAUAUAAAAUCCAAGUUCGAGAAAAAUCUUCAGGUAUGAAUUUUCUCUGAAGUAAUUGUAAAUAAGGACUAAAUUGGUUUAGUUCUAAAGACAAUCGGUAUUAAUUUUUCUGAAGACAAACUCCUAUGGUAAGAAAUUAUUCUAAAAUUGCUAUAUUUUGUAUAUUUUUAUAAAAAAAUGAAAAAACAACUAGAUACAAUUAUUAACCAAAGUUGUAAAACUAGAACAAAAUGCACAUUUAGAACAACAGGUUUAUUCAGAAUCCUACUCUUCAUGUUUUGAUCUAAUCUGUUAUAUUGGUGAAACUUUUCCAUUUUUACUCAAUAUUAUAUAUAUGAUACUACUGAUUAGAACAAAAGUUUUGCUGAUAGUGAGACCAUUUUGUUUCUGUCACAUCUAGGAGCCCUAUUGUAUCAAAAAAUGUGUGCAGUCUAGUCAUUACUGUAUCACAAAUAUUGUCAAAAGUUGAAAACACUUCCACAUUGUAUAAAUAAAUACUUUUCCGUUA
Zophobas morio is the source of this 3623-nucleotide messenger RNA. RefSeq lists its product as uncharacterized. The coding region runs from base 1109 to 1651 and encodes 180 amino acids. Lineage: Eukaryota; Metazoa; Arthropoda; Insecta; Coleoptera; Tenebrionidae. The record is from RefSeq and is a predicted model, not a curated record. The transcript has 4 exons.